Messenger RNA from Adineta ricciae, 210 nucleotides. NCBI's taxonomy places the organism in Eukaryota, Metazoa, Rotifera, Eurotatoria, Adinetida, Adinetidae. The record is from the annotation of a GenBank genome assembly.
AUGUCUACAGCACGAGCUGCCACCACUGCCGGCUUGUUUCGACAACGACCACAAGCACCAAUGGCGCCAAUGCAAACAGCUGAAAAAGAUCCACGUGAUGCAUGGUAUCGUCCAUGGGGUAGAUAUGGUCGUUGGGGUCCCUCAUGGGGAUGGCCUGCUUAUCCAUAUCCUGCAUGGGGAUGGGGAGCAUGGGAUCCCUUCUGGUGGUAA